Molecule: messenger RNA, 5449 nt
Organism: Sorex fumeus (smoky shrew)
Lineage: Eukaryota; Metazoa; Chordata; Mammalia; Eulipotyphla; Soricidae
Gene: MYO18B
Product: myosin XVIIIB
Exons: 32
Cellular component (GO): myosin complex
Molecular function (GO): ATP binding; protein binding; cytoskeletal motor activity
Source: RefSeq, a predicted model, not a curated record
AUCCGAACGGUCAGCGCUGACCAGCCCGUCUGGCCACGGAACCUCACUGAGUCGCUGCCGGAGGUCCACUUCCAGGGGGGCAAAGCCCUCUGCAAACUGGAAACCGAGGCUCCGGGAAUGGGCCGGAAGCAGUUCAUGCGGUUCGAGUGGGCCAAUUACGCGGCCGAGGCCCUGGGCUGUGAGUACGAGGAGCUGAACACGGCCACCUUCAAGCACCAUCUGCGGCAGAUCAUUGAGCAGGUCACCUCGGGGUCAAGCCAGCGGACACCCGGGGACCAGGAGGCCAGCUCAGGGCUCAAGAUGACUGGCGCGGAAUGCGUGGACGGGAUGGCCGCAGGCCUGUACCAGGAGCUCUUUGCCGCUGUGGUCUCGCUCAUCAACAGGUCCUUUUCCUCCCCGCAUCUCUGCAUGGCCUCCAUCCUGGUGGUGGACGGCCCUGGCUUCCAGAACCCACGGCACCAGGGCAAGGAGCGGGCGGCCACCUUCGAGGAACUCUGCCACAACUACGCCCAGGAGCGCCUGCAGCUGCUCUGCCACCAGCGGACCUUCGACUCUGCGCUGCGGCGGGUCCAGGAGGAAGGCAUCCCUGUGUCCUUUGAGCCCCCUGAGACGUCCCCCGGGACUUCGGUGGCCGUUGUGGAUCUGAUCCCCUCCCAGAUCCGCCGACCUGCUGGAGGAGAUGCUGAGGCCCCCGCGGGCCUGUUCUGGGUCCUGGACGAGGAGGUCCGCGUGGAGGGCUCCAGUGACGGUGCAGUGCUCGAGCGCCUCCGGGCGGCCUUUGAGAAGAGCAGAGUGGGGGCCGAAGAAGGAACUUCAGCGCUCCGGAUGUGUGAGCAGCCCCUCCAGUUCGAGCUCUCCCACCAGCUGGGACAGGACCCUGUACGCUAUGACCUCACGGGCUGGCUCCACCGGGCCAAGCCCAACCUCUCGGCCCUGGAAGCCCCCCAGAUUCUGCAGCACUCACAGAGGGAGGAGCUCAGGAGUCUGUUCCAGGGCCGGGCCAAGCUGCCGCCUGUGUGCCGCGCCCUGGCCGGCCUGGACGGCACCUCCCAGCAGGCCCUCCAGCGGGGCUGUGCCCUGAGGAGGACGUUCGCCCGCGGCCCGUCCGCCGUGAGGAGGAGAGCGUCCUGCGCGCAGGUCCAGCUGCAGAUGGACGCGCUGACCCACGUGCUCAGGAAGUCCCAGUUGCAUUUCAUCCACUGCCUGGUGCCCGGGCCGCGGCCCUCACCUUCCGCCCCGUCACAGCCCUGCGGGGACACAGCCGGGCCCCCGCCCGCGGACAUCCCCGCAUUGAGGGUGCAGCUGGCGGGAUCCCACAUCCUGGAGGCGCUGCGUCUGCACAGGGCAGGUUACGCCGACCACAUGGGUCUCGCUCAGUUCCGCAGACGCUUCCAGAUGCUGGACCCUGUGCUCACGAAGAAGCUCGAGUCUGCCUUGGAGAGAAUGCCAGAGAAGAAGGCCGUGGAGGAGCUCCUGCAGAGCCUGGAUCUGGAGAAGACCGCGGUGGCGGUGGGGCACAGCCAGGUGUUCCUCAAGGCGGGUGUGGUCGCCAGGCUGGAGAAGCAGCGGGAGAAGCUGGCGGCGCAGAGUAUUGUGCUCUUCCAGGCCGCCUGCAAGGGCUUUCUUUCUCGCCAGGAAUUCAAGAAGCUAAAGAUUCGCCGGCUGGCUGCCCAGUGCAUCCAGAAGAACAUGGCUGUCUUCCUGGCCAUCAAGGACUGGCCCUGGUGGCAGCUCCUGGGGUCCCUCCGGCCCAUGCUGAGCGCCACCAUUGGGGACGAGCAGCUGCACGCCAAAGAGGAGGAGCUGGCAGCGCUGAGGCAGAAGCUGGAGAGGUCAGAGAAGUCACGGAACGAACUUCGGCAGAAUGCAGAUCUGUUAGAGAGCAAGAUCGCUGACUUGACCACGGAGCUGGCUGACGAGCGCUUCAAAGGGGACGUGUCCUGCCAGGUGCUGGAGAAUGAGCGAGCAGAGCGGCUUCGGGUCUGCCGGGAGCUCCAGGAAGUCAAGAGCAAAUAUGAACAAGUUCAGAAGAAUCUGGAGGCCGUGGAGAAGGAGUUGGAAGCAGCCCAGCAGAAAAUUCAGCUGAGUGCUGCAGAAAGGAAUCAGGCUGGAGGAGCAGCAGAUGAGUGGCAGACGCGCCUUGACUGUGCCCAGAUGGAGAACGAGUUCCUCAGGAAGCGUCUGCAGCAGUUUGAGGAGAGGCUGGACUCGGAGCUGACCUCCCGGAAGGAGCUGGAGCAGAAGCUUGCAGAGCUGCAGAGUGCCUACGAGGCAGCCAAGACCAUGGCCCAGCGGCUGAAGAGGAAGUGCCACCACGUGUCCUGUGACCUGGAGGACAGCCGCGUGCUGCUGGAGAACCAGCAGGGCCGCAACCAUGAGCUGGAGAAGAAGCAGAAGAGGUUUGACAUGCAGCUGGCCCAGGCCCUGGGGGAGUCUGUGUUUGAGAGGCGACUGCGUGAGAAAGUGAUUCAGGAGAACGCUAGUAUCCGGUGGGAACUUGGCCAGCUCCAGCAGCAGCUGAAGCAAAAGGAAGAGGAGACCUCGCAGCUGAAGCAGGAUGUGGCGACCCUGCAAGCUCAGAAACAGGAGUUGCUGGUGACCCCCUCUGUGGGCGACAGCUGCAUCAAGGGCCUGAAGGAGAGGCUCUGGAAGCUGGAAUCCAGCGCCGCGGAGCAGGAGAAAAUCCAGAGCCAGCAGGAAAACACCAUCCGGCAGCUGGAGCAGCUCCGCCAGCGCUUCGAGCUGGAGAUUGAGCGGAUGAAGCAGAUGCACCAGAAGGACCGUGAGGACCAGGAGGAGGAGCUGGAGGACGUCCGCCAGUCGUGCCAGAAGCGGCUCCGCCAGUUGGAAAUGCAGCUGGAGCAGGAGUACGAGGAGAAGCAGAUCGUCCUCCAUGAGAAGCAGGAUCUGGAAGGCUUGAUCGGGACCCUCUGUGACCAGAUUGGACACCGGGACUUUGACGUGGAGAAGCGUCUUCGCAGAGACCUCAGAAGGACCCACGCGCUGCUGUCGGAUGUGCAGCUCCUGCUGGGGACCAUGGAGGAGGGGAAAGCAUCUGUCAGCAAGGAGGAGCUGGAGAAAGUGCACAGCCAGCUGGAGCUGAGUGAAGCCAAGUGCGAGGGUGCCCUGAAGACCCAGAAGGCGCUGACAGCGGACCUGGAGAACAUGCACAACGAACUGGAGAACAUGACACGCAGCAAGAGCCUGGUGGAUGAGCAACUGUCCCGCCUGCAGUUCGAGAGAGCUGACCUGCUGAAGCGCAUCGAUGAGGACCAGGAUGACCUGAAUGACCUCAUGCAGAAACACAAGGAUCUCAUUGCUCAGUCAGCUACAGAUAUUGAGCAGAUCCAGGAACUGCAGCUGCAGCUGGAGGAGGCCAAGAAGGAGAAGCACAAGCUUCAGGAACUGUUGCAGGUGGCUCAGAUGCGCAUCGAGUACCUGGAGAAGUCCACAGUGGAUCGCUCCAUUGUCAGCAGGCAGGAGGCCAUCAUCUGUGACCUGGAGAACAAGACGGAGUUCCAGAAAGUGCAGAUCAAGAGAUUUGAGGUCCUGGUGGUCCGGCUCCGGGACAGCCUGAUGACGAUGGGCGAGGAGCUGGCGCAGGCCACCCAGGCCAAGAUGCAGCAGCGGGAGAGCGGCCGGUACUACCAGCAGCGCCUGGAGGAGCUGAAGGCGGACCUGGAGGAGCUGGGGCAGCGGGAGGCCCAGGCCAGCCAACGGUGCCUGGUGCUGGAGAAGUACGUGGAGGAGUUGGGGUCGGUGAGGCAGACCCUGCAGGCUGACCUGGAGACGUCCAUCCGGCGCAUUGCAGACCUGCAGGCCGCCCUGGAGGAGGUGGCGUCCAGCGACAGUGAGGCUGAGAGCGUCCAGACAGCUGUGGACUGUGCUGAUGGUGACAGAAAAGAGACAGACAACGCCUCCACCCUCAGCUCCCAGCCCGGGGGCAGUGCACAGUCCUGGCUCAGCUGCACUCUGUCCCUCAACACCGACACCGAGAGGACCCCGUCUCACCUGUCCUCCCACCACCGCAGCCUCGUUCCCAGGGUGCCGGAGGAGACCCGGAGCGCGCGGAGCGCAGCCAGGGACGUGCGCGGCGAGACCCCGGGGUCCCGCUCGCCCGCGUCCAGGAGCCGAGAGGCGUCCCCGCAGGCCAGGGACAGGCUGCCCAGCCCCUCGGCCGCGCUCUCGGAGUUCGUGGAAGGCCUGCGGAGGAGGCGGGCGCAGAGCGGCCGCGGCUCGGCGCUGAGCCUGGACGACUGGCCCGAGCCGCCCGUGCGCACGGUCACCGCGGCCGCCUCGCUGCGCCGGGCCCGGGCGGCCGGGGACCCCCCGCUCGGCGCCGCCCGGAGGGGCCCCGGGGCAGAGGGGCCGCCGCCUGCCCCGGGCGCUGCGGGGGCGCCCUCGGGGCUGCCCCGGGCCUCCAGUUUGCGCUGCCUCCCGCAGGCGGGCCGCGAGGACCCCUCGCCGCCGGGCUGGCCGCAGCCCCGGGAGCCCCGGUUCGGCUCCUGCGAGGCCCUCCUGGAAUCGGGGCCGAGCGCGGACUGGGGGCGACCCCCGAGCCCCGCCUCCGGGGAGGGCGCGGGGGUCCUGUCGCCCACGCUGCGCCCGCGGAGGCGCUGCCUGGAGGCCGCGCUGGACGAGGCGGGCUGCCCCGAGCUGGGCAAGGAGCCGCUGGUCUUCCAGAACCGCCGGUUCGCCCGGCUCCUGGAGGAGCCCCUGGGCGGAGACCCGUUCGGCUGGAAGCCCCCGGGUCUGGGCCCCGACCGCCCCGCGCGGGGGGCUUUCGACGACUUCCUCCCGGCCAUCCGCACGGCCACUGCGCGCACGUCGGGGGCCCGGGCGGACAGCGCCGAGCCGGACAGCGGGCGGCCCCAGGGGCGCGCGGAGUCGCAGGAGGCCGGCGCGGGCUUCUUCUCGGGGCUCAAGACCCUGCUGAAACAGAGCCCCCCGUCGCGGGAGGGGGACCCCGGCCACCCGUCGGACUCGUCCUCGGCAGCCUCCGUCGCCUCCCGCAGGAGCAGCCCCGGGACGCGGCGGCGGCGGGAGGGCGACGGGGGUGAGCGCGGGUGCCCCGAGGCCAGGGAGCGGCCCCCGGGCGCCCGGAGGCCCGAGGGGGAGGAGGAGGACGUGGAGAGCAUCAUGAAGAAGUACCUGGGCAAGUAGAAGUAGGGACCGUGCCCCCCACCCCGGGAGGGCUGGCAAAGCAGGGAGAGAGAGAGAGAGAGAGAGGAGAGAGCGCGCUGAGCCCACCCCCACCCGCGGCUCGGGCGACCCCCAAGAAGCAGGCGCAGCGCCUGCCUUUCAUGCCGGGAUAGAUUUCUCUAGGGACCCGGGUUUUGUCGAGGCCUUUAGCUGUUGCUGGAUGCGAGGCCCGCGCCAGGGCCAGGGCCGGGGCCUUUUUUCUUUGCUCUUAUAAAAGGAAAAACAAAAAAAAGAAGAAAAAGAAGAA